UUCACUGCCGUCCGACUCAUCCCAAACCAUCUCAAUUGGGUUGAGGUCGGGGGAUUGUGGAGGCCAGGUCUUCUGAGGCUCCAUGAUGGGUCUGGGCGCCAGCGAUUGAGUUUGGCGUGGACCCCAGCGCUGACCCCGAGCUUGCUCUGGCUCUGUGUGUGUCCAUGAAGGAGCAGAGACCGAGGCAGGAGGGGGAGGAGGAGGCUCGCCGGGUGGCUGUUGCUUCUGCAGCCGAUGUCACCACAGCGGACGAAUCCGAGGAGGCCCUGCUAAAGGUGUCGGUGUCUCACCCUGAGACUGGUGCCGCUGCAGUGCUGCCUGACUGCAGCAAUAUGACUGAGGAGGAGCAGAUUUCCCUGGCCAGAGAAGGUGCCCCCAUAGACACUGAAACUGCCAAGGAGGACGAUGACUAUGAUGUGAUUCAGGACCCAGAGUUCCUCCAGAGCGUUCUGGAGAACUUGCCAGGCGUCGACCCUAACAACGAGGCCAUCCGAAACGCCAUGGGCUCCCUGGCCUCCCAGACAGGCCCACCCAAGCCUGACAGCAAGAAGGACGAGGAGAAGAAGAAAUGAGGCAUGGGGACAGACAGAUUGACGAUACACAUGGGUUGCGUCCGAAAUGGCACCCUUUUCCCUAAAUGGUGCACUACUUUUGACAGGGCUCUGGUCUAAAGUAGUGCGCUAUAUAGGGAAUAGGGUGCCAUUUCAGAUGAAACCAUGGACAACCAGACAAAGACAUGACACAUAUAGGGUAGUUGACACUGACAGACUAACGCAAGAUUACAUACAGGACUGACGCUAAUGCAUGACAUGACUUACUGAUGAAGGACUGUCGACAACAUCCACAAGAAACCCACAAGCAAACCAAACGGGGAUGCCACCAGUCUUUACUGUCAUGAAAUUGGAUAUGAUCUUUAUAUCUGCAUAGAAUCUCAAAAUGGAAUAUCCAUCUUUUCCGGUUUCUCACUGAUUUACCCCAUCUUAACUGGCUGACUCGCUGACUGGCAUUAAGUGGUAUUUAAUGACAGGUCCCCAAGCUUGUAAACUAAACAGUAUCCUCCUUUCAUUUCUUCGUUUUUUCUAUUGCAAUAAAAAAGA
Messenger RNA from Coregonus clupeaformis (lake whitefish), 1097 nucleotides. Its product is annotated as 26S proteasome non-ATPase regulatory subunit 4-like. The transcript has 5 exons. The coding region runs from base 165 to 572 and encodes 135 amino acids. Lineage: Eukaryota; Metazoa; Chordata; Actinopteri; Salmoniformes; Salmonidae. The record is from RefSeq and is a predicted model, not a curated record.